AAAGUCGACUGAGCGAUAAGCCAAAAAUCGGCUUACCUAUCCCUAGUGUAUGCCACAAAAACAAAGAAAACAAGCCCAGGACAAAGAAGACAAAGGACACUAAAGGACUAAGUUGUAGUAAAGAAAAUAUCGACUUCUCGCACUAUCCACAUCAUUCAAUCGCGACUUACAGGCUGACAGGCAUCAUACAGUGCAUUGCCGAGUACCACGUUUUGUCGACAAUGAAUAAACGCAACAAUAUACGCUUGCCCCCGGAGGUGAAUAGACUUUUAUAUGUUCGAAAUCUACCUUACAAAAUAACAUCGGAGGAAAUGUACGAUAUUUUUGGAAAGUAUGGAGCGAUCAGACAGAUACGAGUGGGUAAUACUCCGGAAACACGAGGCACUGCUUUUGUUGUCUAUGAAGAUAUUUUUGAUGCAAAAAACGCUUGUGAUCACUUGUCUGGGUUUAAUGUCUGCAACCGAUACUUGGUCGUUUUGUACUACCAGUCCAAUAAAGCCUUUAAACGUUUGGAUGUGGACAAAAAACAGGACGAGUUAAACAACAUAAAAUCAAAAUAUAAUUUAAAAACUCCGGAGAAUGCAUAAUGUCGAAAGUAAAUCCCAUCUGACAUGUAGGUUCAUCAUAAAGUCACGAAUGCAGUUUUUGUGCAAAUACGAUUUCUAAAAUUUGGUAGUAAUUUUCUAGUUCUUUCGAGUUUCUAAAUCCCCAUGGAUAAACUACCUACUCAUUUUAAUUUUAUACCCUGUAAGGCUUUGGAUAUUAAAAUUUAUGUUGCUUUUUACACCAUCAUCAUCACUCUCAUUCUCAUAAUAAUAACAAGCCAAACGUAAAAUGUAUUAAAAAAAAAAUAUAAAAAAUUUUAAAAAUA
Musca domestica (house fly) is the source of this 871-nucleotide messenger RNA. RefSeq names its product splicing factor 3B subunit 6 (gene Sf3b6). Gene Ontology annotation, molecular function: mRNA binding. Gene Ontology annotation, cellular component: nucleus; ribonucleoprotein complex; cytoplasm. The transcript is spliced from 3 exons. Bases 222 to 587 code for a protein of 121 amino acids. The record is from RefSeq and is a predicted model, not a curated record. NCBI's taxonomy places the organism in Eukaryota, Metazoa, Arthropoda, Insecta, Diptera, Muscidae.